Molecule: messenger RNA, 999 nt
Organism: Kwoniella shivajii
Lineage: Eukaryota; Fungi; Basidiomycota; Tremellomycetes; Tremellales; Cryptococcaceae
Product: calcium/proton exchanger
Exons: 11
Coding region: 1-999 (332 amino acids)
Biological process (GO): intracellular calcium ion homeostasis; calcium ion transmembrane transport
Cellular component (GO): fungal-type vacuole membrane
Molecular function (GO): calcium:proton antiporter activity
Source: RefSeq, a predicted model, not a curated record
AUGCCAACUCAAGAAAACACACCGCUCUUAGGCUUGACCCGUGGCCAUGACGGGGCAUCUACAAAGGUCCCCUUCAAACCUCUCAAGUCCACUCGAUAUCUCCUGCUUGGCUCAUGGAUUAACGUCUUACUCAUUGCUGUUCCUUUGUCUUUUAUCGCGGAUCUUCUUCACUGGAGUGCCGCUGCGCGAUUCGCUACGUCCUUCCUGGCGAUCGUUCCUCUCGCUAAGCUCCUCGGAGACAGCACCGAACAGCUCUCAAUGAAGCUUGUGGAGUUAAUCGUAGCUAUCGCCGCACUUAUCCAGAAUGAACUUCGUCUUGUUCAAACUUCACUUCUCGGAAGUGUUUUGUCCAACUUGCUUCUCGUUCUAGGCAUGAGUUUCUUCGCCUCGUCCCUUUUGACUCUCGCCUGCAUCACGUUGAUCCUACCUGCUGCAUACCAUGCCUCGAACGACGACACGGUCUCAGCUACAAUCAAAACGUUGCUUGAAGACGGUGCUCCUGAUCCAAAUGAUUCUUCGCUCCGUGGCCUCCUAGUUUUGUCACGAGGAACCUCCAUCAUUCUUCUCCUUACUUACUUCGGCUACCUCUAUUUCCAACUCCGAACCCACGCUCAACUAUUCGAAGCCGAGGAGAACGAAGAUGAGGAAGCCGAAGUAGCCUCAAUGGAUCAGUGGAGCGCCGGAGCUUGGCUCGUGAUCAUUACCGUUAUCACAUCAUUCUGUGCCGAUAUCCUCGUGGGCAGUAUCGAUGAGACAGCUGAACAAUGGCACAUCCCCAAGAGUAUCCAGAUCGCCGCUGGUAUGAUCCCUCUCUUGGUCAUCAUCGCUUGGCCCCUCCAUAAAGAUCUCACCUUGUUUUUCGCAAACUUUGAAACCAUUGUGCUCUUCGUGUCUGUCAUGUUGGUCAACCUCUUAUUGCAAGAUGGGCGAACCAAUUACAUGGAAGGUGUCAUGUUGAUCGCUCUAUACCUUGUCAUCGCACUGAGCUACCUCGUUUGA